Molecule: messenger RNA, 213 nt
Organism: Knipowitschia caucasica
Lineage: Eukaryota; Metazoa; Chordata; Actinopteri; Gobiiformes; Gobiidae
Source: the annotation of a GenBank genome assembly
AUGAGGAGGUCUGUAGGCCUGAAUCCGUACGUGAAGGCCUCGCUGGUGUGCGACGGGCGCCGCUUAAAAAAGAGGAAGACGUCGAUAAAGAAAAACACUCUGAACCCAACGUACAACGAGGCGCUGGUGUUUGACAUCCCCAACGAGAACAUCGAGAACGUCUCCAUCGUCAUCGCCGUCAUGGACUAUGACUGGCUCAAAAUUAUUAAAUAA